Molecule: messenger RNA, 734 nt
Organism: Myotis brandtii (Brandt's bat)
Lineage: Eukaryota; Metazoa; Chordata; Mammalia; Chiroptera; Vespertilionidae
Gene: EMP1
Product: epithelial membrane protein 1
Exons: 4
Coding region: 195-608 (137 amino acids)
Cellular component (GO): plasma membrane
Source: RefSeq, a predicted model, not a curated record
AAGAAACCGCCCAUCACACACCCCAGCACACCAGCGCAGGAAACUUAUAACCUCGGGAGGCAGGUCCCUCCCCUCACUGCGGUCACAAACCUCCAGAAGAGCAGACCGGGCAGCUGCCAGCUCCUGCCACUCCAGGCACCUCCUUCGCCGGGACCCUCAGGACUCCGAACUCACCAAGUCAUCAAAAAGCCAAGAUGUUGGUAUUACUGGCUGGCAUCUUUGUGGUCCACAUCGCCACCGUCAUUAUGUUAUUUGUUUCCACCAUUGCCAAUCCUUGCUCUCCUGCCCCUGUGUCCACAGAUGCGCUCAAGGCAGUGCAGGCCUUCAUGAUCCUUUCCAUCAUCUUCUCCGUCAUCUCCCUUGUGGUCUUCGUGUUCCAGCUCUUCACCAUGGAGAAGGGAAACCGCUUCUUCCUCUCGGGGGCCACCAUGCUGGUGUGCUGGCUUUGCAUUAUGGUCGGGGCGUCCAUCUACACUCAUCAUUAUGCGAGCGGUUAUGGAACUAAAUACUCGCAAAGCCACCACGGCUAUUGCUUCAUCCUAACCUGGAUCUGCUUCUGCUUUAGCUUCAUCAUUGGCAUUCUCUACCUGGUCCUGAGAAAGAAAUAAGUCUGAACAAGUGUAUGGGGAUCUGGGGGGUGGGGAGGAGGGAGCCAUGGAAUCUGGGAGGGAAGUGAAAGUUUCUCUGCAGGAAAAGCCAAGCCAGGGGAGGGGGGAAGGGGAGGGAGGGCAUGA